AAUAUCUCAACGCAACAAAAAUCCAGUGGGAGAAACAGCCCAUUAAAGCCAAGCCAACAUCGCCAACGGCUCCAAGAUUUUGAACAGUAUCCGACGUGGCUGCGGUGAUGUACGAUCACAGUCCUACGUGGCGGAGCGGCUUCCCGGUGAAGCCAAGCUUCGACACUGCUGCCGCCUAUAUAUAUACACUCUCACUCUCAAUUUGGUCCACACCACUCCACUCCCCUCAUCUCUGCUCCCAGCAAUCGCAACCCCCAAAAAAUCCUGCAGUUUAUCGGUUCGAUAAAUUGCCCCAAUGGCGAAGCUGGCCGCCGCGAUUCUCGCUGUUUCCGCCGCCUUUUUCAUCGCCGGCUGCGCCGGUUCCUCGAAAUUCGACGACCUCUUCAAGCCCAGCUGGGCCUUCGAUCAUUUCGCUUAUGAUAAUCAAGGAGAAGUCGUCAACAUGAAGCUCGACAAUUUCUCUGGAGCUGGAUUCGCGUCGAAGAGCAAGUAUUUGUUUGGGAAAGUUAGUGUUCAGAUUAAGCUUGUUGGUGGUGACUCUGCUGGAACUGUCACUGCCUUCUAUAUGUCAUCGGAGGGUCAGUUCCACAACGAGUUUGAUUUCGAGUUCUUGGGAAACAAGACAGGGGAGCCUUACCUCGUCCAAACAAAUGUUUAUGUCAAUGGUGUUGGCAACAGAGAGCAAAGGCUCAACCUUUGGUUCGACCCCACUAAAGGUUUCCACACUUACUCCCUUUUCUGGAACCGGCGUCAAGUUGUAUUCUUGGUGGAUGAGACUCCUGUGCGUGUGCACUCCAAUUUAGAGCACAAAGGCAUCCCUUUUCCCAAGGAUCAAGCCAUGGGAGUUUACAGCUCAAUUUGGAAUGCUGAUGAUUGGGCCACUCAAGGUGGGCUGGUGAAGACGGACUGGUCCCACGCGCCCUUCGUCGCGUCGUACCAGGGCUUCGAGAUCGACGCUUGCGCGGUCCCGGGCGAGGUGGCGGCGGCGGACGUCCAGAAACAGUGCAGCAGCGGCGGGGACAAGCGGUACUGGUGGGACGAGCCCACCGUGUCGGAGCUCAACGUCCACCAGAGCCACCAGCUCGUGUGGGUGAGGGCGAAUCAUAUGGUCUAUGAUUACUGCUCCGACACGGCGAGGUUCCCCGCCACCCCGGCGGAGUGCCUCCACCACCGCCACUAGUGUGUGAGUGUGUGUAUGAUGUGUGUGUUUGGUGGAAAAUAGGGUUGGGAAUCUCUCUAGCCAUUUGACAUGGCCUCCAUGUUUCAAUGCAUAGCUUUUGUGUUCUUUGUUUUCCUUCACUUUUUUUUGUAAUAUAUUUUCAUUUCAUUAGUUUUAAUAAAAAUCUUUGUUCCUUGCAAA
Molecule: messenger RNA, 1360 nt
Organism: Salvia miltiorrhiza (redroot sage)
Lineage: Eukaryota; Viridiplantae; Streptophyta; Magnoliopsida; Lamiales; Lamiaceae
Product: xyloglucan endotransglucosylase protein 6
Exons: 4
Coding region: 296-1180 (294 amino acids)
Biological process (GO): xyloglucan metabolic process; cell wall biogenesis
Cellular component (GO): apoplast; cell wall
Molecular function (GO): hydrolase activity, hydrolyzing O-glycosyl compounds; xyloglucan:xyloglucosyl transferase activity
Source: RefSeq, a predicted model, not a curated record